GAAUUCCUUUAAAUAUAGAGGGAUUCCGUUGCAAGCACAACCACUAGAGGAAGCCUUUCAAGAUUAAUCGCGUUACAAAGAUUUGCUGAUAUCGCUUAAAGAUAUACUUGUUAUAAAAGAUGAAUGCUUGGGUUACAUUUGCUGUUUUGUUGUGCUGCCUGGCUGUGACAACGGCUUUUUAUCGCAAGAGAAGCGACAACUGUGCCGAUAAGUACCCACGCGAGAAGUGCCAACAAUUUGUGUCACAGGACRAGUGCCACACUGAGGAUGCUCGGGUGAACUGCGGCGUGACAUGUGAAGCAUGUGGGAAAGCAUGCACAGAUUGGCACUCGAGAUGUAGCGAAGGAGAUGUAAAGGACCAGCUUUGUGCUGAUGAUGCUCCAGCAUUUAUGAUUUGUGCAAGAUCAUGUGGCCUUUGCAUCGAUCAAUAAUGAACCGAUGACGAACACAAGCUGGACAGAUACCGCAAAAACCUAACCGCCUCAUCGAUUGUUUGAGCAGCAUAAUAAAAUAAUAAAAAAAACUCAUUUAACAAAUGCAAA
Molecule: messenger RNA, 542 nt
Organism: Actinia tenebrosa (Australian red waratah sea anemone)
Lineage: Eukaryota; Metazoa; Cnidaria; Anthozoa; Actiniaria; Actiniidae
Source: RefSeq, a predicted model, not a curated record